Messenger RNA from Serinus canaria (Common canary), 1890 nucleotides. RefSeq names its product transmembrane protease serine 9-like. The transcript has 10 exons. The record is from RefSeq and is a predicted model, not a curated record. Gene Ontology annotation, molecular function: serine-type endopeptidase activity. Gene Ontology annotation, biological process: acrosome reaction; proteolysis. Lineage: Eukaryota; Metazoa; Chordata; Aves; Passeriformes; Fringillidae. The coding region runs from base 1 to 1890 and encodes 629 amino acids.
AUGAAUUGGCUCAGCCUCCUCGUCCUGCUGACUGUGGCCGGGCUGGCACACGGGACAUGGGAUAACUGUGGAUGGACUUGUGGCCUCCGACCCAUGGUGUCUCACUCUGGGUACAAGAGUCGUGACGAUGGCACAACACGUAUUGUGGGUGGUACAGAUGCCAAGCAAGGCGCCUGGCCCUGGAUUGUCAGCAUCCAGCAUCCUGCAAUACCAGGCACAAAGCAUUUCUGUGGAGGGUCUCUCAUCAGAGCAGAGUGGGUCCUCACAGCAGCCCACUGCUUUGACCUCAUUUUUAACAUCAGCCUGCUGUACGUGGUGAUUGGGGCCACUCAGUUGACUCAGCCAGGCCCUGGGGCACAAGUCCGCCAAAUUAAGAAGUUACUGCGUCAUGAAAACUAUCAGAGACGUGACAUGAGCAAUGACAUUGCCUUGCUGGAACUGAGCAAGCCUGUCCAGUGCAGCCCGUACAUCCAGCUAGCCUGUGUGGCCGACGCUAUCUUAGGGUUGUCAGUGUCAGAGGAGCAUAACUGCUGGAUUGCUGGCUGGGGUGCCACCAAUGCAAAAGAUAAAACCCCGAGCGAUCACCUGCAGGAGGCCAUGGUACGCCCUAUCAAUAUCCAGCUGUGCAACAGCACGUUCUGGUACUCAGGGAAAAUCCACACCCACAACGUAUGUGCUGGUUAUCCACAGGGCACCAUAGACACCUGCCAGGGUGACAGCGGUGGUCCUCUCAUGUGCCAGGACAACAACGCUGACUACUGGUGGGUGGUUGGAGUGACCAGCUGGGGGAAAAGCUGUGGCAGAAGAAGACGGCCUGGAGUCUACACCUCCACUCAGUACUUCUAUGACUGGAUUCUGGCUCACAUAGGUCCCUACAAUACAGCAAGAUCCGUCAGUGAAGAGGAUGUACCAUCCUUCACUUUCAGAGGGAGCUGUGGCCUCCGAUUUCCGCCACCUGUCAACAGCCCCAUGACUUAUUCCUACGGCAAGGUGGUUUAUGACUCCGGCACAACACGCGUCGUGGGUGGCAUGGGUGCCGCAGAAGCAGAAUGGCCCUGGCUCGUCAGCAUCCAGCACCCAUGGGUUCCAGGCCUUGGACAUUGGUGUGGAGGGUCCCUCAUCACUGCAGACUGGGUCCUCACAGCAGCCCACUGCUUCGACAAGUUUGAACAUUCCCCCAGCCUAAGAUGUGCCAGGGCACUCACACCUGCCAGAGCACUGCUCCCUCUCUGCCUUUCCAAGCCAAGGUCUGGCAACUGCUGGGCUGCUGUGACUCCCUCUCAUCCCUCUCUCCAUCUCCUUUCCAGUAACAUCAGCAUGGUGUAUGUGUUGAUUGGGGCCACCCAGUUGACUCAGCCGGGCCCUGGGGUACAAGUGCGCAAUGCCAAGAAGGUGGUGGUACACCGCAGCUACAGGCGUAAGGACUACAGCUACGACAUUGCCCUGAUGCAAUUGGACCGUCCUGUCCUGUGCAGCUCCUACAUCCAGCUGGCCUGCCUGGCUGAGCCCACUCUAAGAGUCUCAGAGUUGAGAAACUGCUGGGUGGCUGGCUGGGGAGCCACUACUGCAAGAAGUCUAGAUUCAGCUGAUCGCCUUCAGCAGGCCAAGGUCCGGCUCAUCGAUCUCCAGCUCUGCAACAGCAGUGACUGGUAUGCAGGAGAAGUCCAUCCCUACAACUUGUGUGCUGGUUACCCACAGGGCACCAUCGACACCUGCAAGGGUGACAGCGGUGGUCCUCUCAUGUGCCAGGACAACAACGCUGACUACUGGUGGGUCAUCGGACUAACCAGCUUUGGGGAAGGCUGUGCCAGACCAAGGCAGCCUGGAGUCUACACCUCCGUUCAGCACUUCUAUGACUGGAUUGAUUACAACAUGCGUAUAAACAGUUAA